AAGAGAAGAGAGAGAGAGAGAUACUGUGUGUGUAUAUAUAUAUAUAUAUAUAUAUAGAGAGAGAGAGAGAGAGAGAGAGCAAAGAACAAAACCAAAGGGAUAAAGAAAGGUCCAAACUAGAGAAUAAGUACAUGGUGCCUCUUUAUAUAUUCUGAUCACAUCUCUCUGUCUCUCUCCCUCCGUUCUUCAGAGCUAAAAUUUCAAAUUGUUUGUUUUGUUGAAUUGGAUUUAUCUGCUUCUUCUGGGUGUUUGACAAAUGGGGUUUGUGGAGUGAGCCGUAUUCAUUGGGUUAGAAGUGGGGUUUCAAGAAAUGAAAGAAAGAACGACUAUGAAGAGCAGAGGAGAUCAGCAGGCUUCAAGAAGUGUUAUAUCGCAAAAAUGGACACUUCUAUUAUGUAUCGGCAGUUUCUGUGCUGGAUUACUCUUCACCAAUAGAAUGUGGACAAUGUCUGACUCUAAACUUAUUACAAGACCAACUGCUAUAGAAUCUGAAGGCCUAAAGUUAGUAUCAGAAGGUUGUGAUCUAAGAAAGUUACAGAUGAAGAAUGUAAAGCGAGAUUCGAAACAGAUAUUUGGGGAGGUGUCGAAGACUCAUCAGGCUAUACAGACAUUAGAUAAAACAAUAUCGAGCUUAGAGAUGGAGUUGGCGGCAGCUAGGUCCAUCCAGGAAUCUAUUGUGAACGGGUCUCCGAUAUCAGAAGAAGACACAAGGAGUGCACCUGAGAGGAGAAAGUAUCUAAUGGUCGUCGGAGUUAAUACUGCUUUUAGCAGCCGCAAGAGAAGAGAUUCAGUACGCGCUACUUGGAUGCCUCAAGGUGAAAAGAGAAAGAAGUUGGAGGAGGAGAAGGGCAUUAUAAUGCGUUUUGUCAUUGGCCAUAGUGCCACGGUAGGGGGCAUACUUGACCGAGCCAUUGAAGCUGAAGACAGAAAGCACGGCGAUUUCUUGAGGCUGGACCAUGUAGAAGGAUACCUAGAAUUGUCUGCAAAGACAAAGACAUAUUUUGCAACUGCUGUCACUAUGUGGGAUGCAGAAUUCUACAUCAAGGUUGAUGAUGAUGUCCAUGUGAACAUUGCAACGUUAGGUCAUACGUUAGUUAGACAUAGGAAGAAGAAAAGGGUAUAUAUCGGAUGCAUGAAAUCUGGUCCGGUUCUUGCUCAAAAAGGAGUAAGAUACCAUGAACCGGAAUAUUGGAAAUUCGGUGAGUCGGGAAACAAGUAUUUCCGCCAUGCCACUGGACAGUUAUACGCCAUUUCAAAAGAUUUGGCUACUUAUAUCUCGUUAAACCAACACGUAUUACACAAGUAUGCAAAUGAGGACGUUUCAUUGGGAUCUUGGUUUAUUGGGCUAGAUGUUGAGCAUAUUGAUGAUCGAAGACUAUGCUGUGGGACCCCGCCUGAUUGUGAGUGGAAAGCGCAGGCCGGAAACAUAUGCGUAGCGUCAUUCGACUGGACGUGCAGUGGGAUUUGUCGAUCCGUCGACCGAAUUAAGGAAGUCCACAGACGAUGUGGUGAGGGCGAGAACGCUGUCUGGUCAGCUACAUUCUGACCCAUGUGCUGGUUUUUCUUUCUAAAUAUGGAAAGAGACAAUAAGAUGCAGAAAGUGAAGGGAUGAUGGUUCAUAAAGAAGACCAAAAAACUGUAUAUUUUGACACACCAUUGGAGUGGAGUGGAAAGUUGCCCUGCUACUCUAUGCAACAUUCCUUCAAAAUAUUACAAGAGGAAUGAAGGUAAAAGCAAGAGGCUCCUUGACCCAUUUGUUUUCUAUUUUUCUUUUUA
Messenger RNA from Cynara cardunculus var. scolymus (artichoke), 1776 nucleotides. Its product is annotated as probable beta-1,3-galactosyltransferase 2. The record is from RefSeq and is a predicted model, not a curated record. Bases 311 to 1546 code for a protein of 411 amino acids. Gene Ontology annotation, cellular component: Golgi membrane. NCBI's taxonomy places the organism in Eukaryota, Viridiplantae, Streptophyta, Magnoliopsida, Asterales, Asteraceae. Gene Ontology annotation, molecular function: hexosyltransferase activity. The transcript is spliced from 11 exons.